Messenger RNA from Fusarium keratoplasticum, 1937 nucleotides. Its product is annotated as Zn(2)-C6 fungal-type domain-containing protein. The record is from RefSeq and is a predicted model, not a curated record. The transcript is spliced from 5 exons. The coding region runs from base 66 to 1937 and encodes 623 amino acids. Lineage: Eukaryota; Fungi; Ascomycota; Sordariomycetes; Hypocreales; Nectriaceae.
AUGCCGGGGGUCGAAGCCAUGCAGGGGCAAGCCGGCCGCCGGCGCGCUGAACGCCAGACGUCAUCAUGCACCGAAUGUCGUCGCCGGAAGCAAAAGUGUUCACAAGGCCAACCAUGCACAAACUGUCUUCGCCGGUUUCCUCAGCCCAUUUGCGAAUACAAGGUCAAGUCCUCAAAAAGAAACCUCCUCCUGCGUUAGCCGUACGACAAGGACCAUACGCUCACUUGAAUCCUGCCGAUGUUCAAGAAGCCAUUAUCAAUCUAGAGGAUGCCUUGUCAAGCUCUUCUGGCAGUUCCGCCCAAAACCCCCAUUCAAAGAUCAGCCCCUGGGUUCCGUUCAAAGUUGUCUCCAAGGAGGUUCAAGAUGAAGACGAAGCCAUACUCAGGUCACUUCAGGUCAUCGUGGAACACCGUCUAACCUUGGCUAACCGUAUCUAUUUGGACGAACGAGCCGAGACCACAAAGGCAUUCUUGGCGCACCACGAAGGACGGCGACCUGUUGGAUUACCAGUCGAAGGCUCCAUGGAGCAACUACGAUUAUUGCCAAUGGAGCCUACUAAUCUGAAUAAGGAGUUGGUGCGCAUACACCUCCAGCUGCUAUGCCGCUUCAAGUGCUCCGUAGAUGGAAACCCAGACCCAAGCAAUGCCUUUAUGAAAUACUGGGUUCCCUGUUGUGUACAGGACCCCCUUCUUCUGCAAAUUGUUCUAUUCACAUCGUCAUGUUUCCUCUCGGAGACAGGACAUAUCCCAAAGAUACUAGCAAUGAUGCACAAGGGCAAGGUGUAUCAUUUGCUCAACUCACAACUUCGAGACGAGGCCAGCCAAACCAGCGACGCAUCAGUUCUGGGCGUCGUACAGAUGGUUGCUGAUUCUUGGUAUUGGGGCGCCACGGCUGAUCUCAAAGCCCAUAUCAGAGGUCUGAAGCAGAUGAUUAGGAUGCGAGGUGGUCUAAGUCAACUUGGACUACACGGAUACUUAGCCAAGAUGAUUAUCGUAGGCAUGAGCAUCAGCUUGAUGCCCCAAGUCUUGGUUGUUCAGGAGCUGACCCGAGAUAGUCACGACGUUGUCAUGGCACUUGCCCACGAGAUCGAUCCAUCCAUCUAUGGACAUCCUGGCUUCACGUUCCAGGAUCCUAUCCUGGUUCCCUUCAAGACCGCCUUGAACACACCUCUCAUUUUUGGAUGGCCAACUUUCCAGGGAUGCUCCAACUCCCUGCAGCUUCACCCAAGCACGGCUCAGAUUCUCGACGACAUGCGUUAUCUGUUUGACGUUGUUUUAUCGUUGCCGGAAUUUCCCAGCGCGGAGGAGCUUGACAAUGUUGUAACAACAGCUGGUUGGGUUCAGGACAGGAUAUCUGACCUUCCAGACGACGCGCCAUCACGACGAUCACCAGAAUAUCGCACACCUUCUCGAUCAAGCUCUGUCGAAAGCCCAGCAAAGUCGCCAGGUUCCGCAAAAUCCGACAAGUCCUCCCCGCCCGUUGAACUUCCAGACAUGAUGUAUCGUGUCGUCCGGUUAACAUCACUGAUCUGGGUUCGGUCAAUUCUCAACCGCUCUCCAACCAGCACAAUGUGCUCGGAGCGCGAUGUAAUGAUAAUCUGGGGCUCAGUGUGGCAGGCUGGUCUACCCUGCUGGCAAGCCGUGGUCGGCAUCUUUGUGUGGAUUAUGCUGGCACUUGUUCCCAGCUGUCACAAGACACCUGCUGGUCGCUUCAUGAAGACGCUGAUGGUUUCCACUUUCAUGUCGAUCGGGGUGGACAAUUGGCACAUCGCCAUGGAUAUCACCAGGACCGCUUUCAAGCUACAAAGAUGGCUUGCAGGAGGCAGGAUUCAAGCAGGCGAGAAGGGUCUCAGCGGAGGGGAGACUGUUGUGGAUAAGUACGGAUUUGUCAUGAAAGAGAUCCUGCCAGAGAUUCAGCUCCCGACCGACGACGAAUAA